AUGCCGCCUUACGCUAAUGUCCAUUCCCACCGCGACUCCCUCGAGCUCGCCUCUCUCGCCUCCUCCUCACGCGCCGACUCCGUCGCCUCGGACAUCCCAUCCUCACGGCCCUCCAUCUCCUCCCAAAAACUCUCCUUCGACGCCGAAGACCCCCUAGACGCCGCCAACCCGGCCUCCAACGCCAGUAGGCCCAACCGUCAUGACCGCUCAUACUCCGUCUCCUCGGGCUUCGACUUCGCCGCCAAUCUUUUCCCCCUUAGCUCCACCGCCGGCGCGGGCGGCGGCGGCUAUGCUCCCAUCGGCGCGCCGACCUCGACGGCGAUACAAAACGGCGGCCUGGGCGGCGGCAGCUUGGAGAAGCACAAGACGCUCACGUACCUCAACGGCUUAAGUCUGAUCGUGGGGCUCAUCAUCGGGAGCGGCAUCUUCUCCAGUCCCAGCCAGGUGAGCUCCAAGGUCGGCUCGCCCGGCGCAGCGCUGGUGGUGUGGGUGAUUGCGGGCGUGCUGGCAUGGACCGGCGCAGCGAGCUACGCCGAGCUGGGCGGCGCGAUACCGCUGAACGGCGGUGCGCAGGUCUACCUCGCAAAGAUCAUGGGCGAGAUGGCCGGAUUUUUGUUCACAUGGGUGGCAGUCUUGGUCUUGAAACCCGGUAGCGCCGCCAUCGUUGCCAUCAUCAUGGGGGAGUACCUCGUCAGGGCGGUCAUCGGCGCCGAGGCGGAGAGCCUCAGUCCGUGGGUGAACAAGGCGGUGGCCAUGGUGGCGCUGAUCACAGUGACGCUGCUCAAUUGUUUGUCGACAAAGCUGGGCACCAAGGUAAAUGACUGGCUCAUGUUCCUCAAGUUCAUCGCGCUGCUGGGCGUAACUGUAACGGGCAUCGUGGUCGCAAUCACUGGCGAGACCCUGACGGGCAAGGCCAGCUUGGAGUGGAAAACCCACGAGUGGUUCGCCGGCACGUCGUCGGAUCUCUCCGCUUGGGCAGUGGCACUGUAUGCGGGCCUAUGGGCUUACGACGGCUGGGACAACACAAACUACGUCGUCGGCGAGUUUCGCAACCCGAGCCGCGACCUCCCCCGCGUCAUCCACACGGCCAUGCCCCUCGUGAUUCUGUCUUACGUCCUGGCCAACGUCGCCUAUUUCCUCGUUCUCCCCCUCGCCGCCAUCAACGCCACCAACACGGUAGCGGUGCAGUUCGGGGCAAAGGUUUUUGGUUCCGUCGGCUCCCUCGUGCUUGCGCUGAUCGUCUCGGCGUCUUGCUUCGGCGCUCUGAACUCGUCAACAUUUACAUCCUCGCGUCUCGUCUACGUUUCGGGUAAAGAGGGGUACAUCCCUUCCAUCUUCGGUAGCAUCGGCCUGUCCCGGUCAGAAGGUCGCUCGGUGACGGUCUCCCGCACCUCGCGCGGGCGCGUAUCAAAUCUCCUCAUUCGCGCCCUAGGCGACGACGAUAUGGGUCUCUUCUAUACCCCCGUCUGGGCGCUCGUGCUCAACGGCCUGCUGACGGCCGCCUACAUCAUUGUGGGCGAGUUUGGUACUCUGCUGACCUUUUACGGAGUCGCGGGGUACACUUUUUAUUUUAUCACAGUCCUGGGGCUGAUUAUCCUUCGUGUGCGCGAGCCGCAGCUAGACCGCCCGUACAAGACGUGGAUCACCACGCCCAUCAUCUUCUGCUGCGUCUCCCUGUUCUUGCUGAGCCGCGCCGUGUUUGCGCAGCCGCUACAGACUGUGACGGUUGUGCUGUUUGUCGUUGCCGGCGUGCCCGUCUACUUUUGGCGCAUCCGCGGACGGGACCAGCAGGUCAUCAAGCGUGAAACGAGGCAUCGUUCGGAGAACCACGAGCGUUCAUGGUGGCAGUUUUGGAAGAGGUCAUGA
Messenger RNA from Colletotrichum graminicola M1.001, 1866 nucleotides. Its product is annotated as amino acid permease. Lineage: Eukaryota; Fungi; Ascomycota; Sordariomycetes; Glomerellales; Glomerellaceae. Bases 1 to 1866 code for a protein of 621 amino acids. The transcript is spliced from 2 exons. Gene Ontology annotation, cellular component: membrane. Gene Ontology annotation, molecular function: L-amino acid transmembrane transporter activity. Gene Ontology annotation, biological process: amino acid transmembrane transport. The record is from RefSeq and is a predicted model, not a curated record.